AUGGAGCGCACCGCGUCUUUGCUCAGUUUAAGCAGUCGGGCAAGUACUCGCAACGGACCUGAUUGCAAAGACAACUGCCAUGUUCUGCCCUAUUCAGAGAAGCCGCCCCAACCACGGGUUCCCAGAAUUAAGGCAGUUCUCAGUCACUGUCUAUACAAGCGGGUUCUGGUCUGGGCGGUAGCGAGCUUGCUGCUCGUCACCCUCGCCUUAUCUCAGAGCAGAAAUGUUUCGAUGUCGCAUGUUGUUGAAUACGCCAAAAGUAAGGCCACGAAUGUACACCCUGCAUCAAAUAAGACUGGCAUCAAAACUCAAGGUGCGGGUAAGGAUCUAUCUCACGACAGCAUUAUCGUGCAACCCGGAGACAGCUCUCAAAAGCCCACUGUCGAUGCGCAGGCGGAUGAACUCAAUCGAGAGGAGGAUAGCAAAGAGCGAGAAGAGUUUGAAAAGCAAGCAAAUGAAAAACCCUGGCUACGGUUCCCUCAUCUCGACGGCUACUUCCACGGCCUCAAGACCUUGGUAAAGGCAUCAGACCACGUGCCAGAGUACCCGAAUACCACAGAUACUGCGCCAUUGCCUGCACCCCCCAUCAAAAAAGGCCGCCUGCCGAAGCCAGUACCGUACAAUCCAUACAACACGGCAGGCAACGAUGUCAAGGCAUGCUACCUUGAUAAGGACAACAAGAUCCCAGCCCCUGACGUCUAUGCAUACGACGGACUACCACAGCACAUGCCUGGCGCAGCAAUCGGGUCCUACGACAUACUUGGAAUACGAGACGACAUCUGCUUUGACCGAUAUGGGAGGCUUGGGCCAUAUGGCCUUGGUUAUGAGAAAGAACAAGGAGGGUCUGGACUUGCGAAAGUGGCAGAAGACUUCAACAACGAGCGAAUAUGGAGCAAGACUGGUCAGAUUAACUACACUAAAGUCGAUUGGGGCGAUGCGCAAGACCGAUGCUCCGAGGCCAACACACAUCGCCUGUUGGCUGUGGACUCGGAUUCCGGAGAACUGCCCAUGUCUUCCAAGGCUCGAAAGGGGAAGAAGGCUCGCCAGGCGGUGGUUGUGCGCUGCUACACCGAUUUUAAGUGGACGGAUCUCGCGGUGGUCAAUUUUCGGGCCUUGGUCACGGAACUAUCACUCAAAUCCGGCGGUGAAUACACAAUUCAUAUCCUGCUUCAUGUCAUCGACAACGACGCACCAAUUUGGGCAGACGACGGGGUUGUUCAACGAAUUCUCGACGCCAACAUUCUGGGAAUUUCACAGCUUGAGUUCAAGGACACCUACGAUAACCCCAGCGGCAAGGCCAUUCACGGGGUCUACCGCAGCCCACACUUUCCGUUGCAAGUGUUUGCGUCGCAGCAUCCGGAAUACGAAUACUUUUGGAACUGGGAGAUGGACCUUCGAUAUCUGGGGAACUACUUUGAGCUGUUUGACAGGAUUGGUCGGUGGGCGGACAACCAGCCUCGGCUAUUACUGUGGGAGAGAAGUGAGCGAUACUACAUUCCAUCGUAUCAUGGGAGUUGGGACAACUUUACUAAAACCGUUGAGCGGGACCAUGUCCAGUCGGGCAAGCCAACCAUCUUUGGCCCUGUUGAUUUUGACGACAGAAAACCACUUCAAGCUGAAGAACAAGGACAGUCACAUCUGCCAGAAACCUGCGGCCCGGGAUACAGCCCUUCGGAAUGCGGAGUUGGCGAAGGCGCCGACCUUAUUACUCUAGAUCCCAUCUUCGACAUUGCUUAUUCUGGAUGGGUAUUUUCCAAUGACGUUGUAGGAUACAAGAAUCCCUCUUACGAGCAUCCGCCGCGGCGGUCAUCGAUUGUCACAGCUGGCCGGCUCAGCAGGAGACUAUUAAUGUCGAUGCAUGAAGAAGUUUGGCGUCACCACCGAACCAUGUUCUCGGAAAUGUUCCCGUCAACCGUGGCUCUACACCACGGCUUAAAAGCGGUUUACGCUCCUCACCCGGUAUUUCUGGAUCGAGCGUGGACACCGAUAGGAUCCUCUGUUGACGCUGUCUUCAACGGCGGCAGAGACCAUUCUACGUCGGGAACAGGUAGCCCAUUCUACCUCUUCAACGAACAUAACCACAAGGGAACUAGCUUUUACUACAACAGCGAGUUCUCUGGCCUCUUGUGGAGACGAUGGCUUGGAUUCGCCCAGAUGGAUGGCCGUGGGCCGUUUGGCGGGCAAAGCGGCGGUGGUACUCUCCGUGGCGGUUACAGAGAGGAGAGUCGGAGCGACAGCAGUGGUCGGAUGUGUUUGAGGAGUAUGCUCCUUCACCCGAUCAAGUUUGAGGAUCCCAACAAUUAG
Molecule: messenger RNA, 2304 nt
Organism: Pochonia chlamydosporia 170
Lineage: Eukaryota; Fungi; Ascomycota; Sordariomycetes; Hypocreales; Clavicipitaceae
Product: major facilitator superfamily transporter
Exons: 3
Coding region: 1-2304 (767 amino acids)
Source: RefSeq, a predicted model, not a curated record